Messenger RNA from Microbotryum saponariae, 312 nucleotides. The record is from the annotation of a GenBank genome assembly. NCBI's taxonomy places the organism in Eukaryota, Fungi, Basidiomycota, Microbotryomycetes, Microbotryales, Microbotryaceae.
AUGUCGCCUUUACUCCCCCGGGGCCCUCUCGACGAUCGCACCCUUCUCCAACGCCAGGGCCUGCCCACAAGCCGACAUGAACGGAUCAUCCUUCCGGAGACCGUCGUCCGUGCCCACGAAAUCCUCGGGCAACAACGUCGGUUCCUUCCUAACUCCACGUUCAAUCUGAUCGACCGCCCGGAUCAAAUCAUAGUUGAUCUCCUGGCUGAUUACCGAAUCAUGCUGGUACUUGGGAUGCUUCUGCACAAACUCCCUCAUCCACGUCGCCGUCGUGACCAAAGUACCAUCCGCGCGUCGUUUGAUCAAUUCUAG